AUGGUGAUCAUGUCGGAGUUCAGUGCGGCGGCUGUGGGCUCAGGCCAGAGCCAGCAGAAGCCCCUCCGAGUGGGCUUUUACGACAUCGAGCGAACUCUGGGCAAAGGCAAUUUCGCUGUAGUGAAGCUAGCCCGUCACCGAGUCACCAAAACCCAGGUUGCAAUAAAAAUCAUUGAUAAAACAAGAUUAGACCCAAGCAAUUUGGAGAAAAUAUAUCGAGAGGUUCAGAUCAUGAAGCUUUUGAACCAUCCUCAUAUCAUAAAACUUUAUCAGGUUAUGGAAACCAAGGACAUGCUUUACAUUGUCACUGAAUUUGCAAAAAAUGGAGAGAUGUUUGAUUAUUUGACCUCUAAUGGGCACCUGAGUGAGGAGGAAGCACGGAAGAAGUUCUGGCAGAUUCUGUCUGCUGUGGAGUACUGCCACAACCACCACAUUGUCCACCGGGACCUGAAGACUGAAAACUUGCUGCUGGACAGCAACAUGGACAUCAAGCUGGCAGAUUUUGGAUUCGGAAAUUUCUACAAGUCGGGAGAAGCCCUCUCCACAUGGUGUGGGAGCCCCCCAUAUGCUGCCCCAGAGGUCUUUGAAGGGAAGGAGUACGAAGGUCCCCAGCUUGACGUCUGGAGCCUUGGGGUUGUGCUAUACGUGCUGGUAUGUGGCUCACUGCCCUUUGAUGGACCCAACCUGCCCACCCUGCGUCAGCGGGUGCUGGAGGGCCGCUUCCGAAUUCCCUUCUUCAUGUCCCAAGACUGCGAGUCGCUGAUUCGCCGCAUGCUGGUAGUAGACCCUGCCAAGCGCAUCACCGUCGCCCAGAUCAAGCAGCACCGGUGGAUCCAGGCUGAGCCCACGCUGCUACAGUCCACCUCCCUGGCUUUCGUAGCCCAGGACUACAACUCCAACCUGGGGGACUACAACGAGCAGGUGCUGGGCAUCAUGCAGAUGUUGGGCAUUGACCGGCGGAGGACUGUGGAGUCACUGCAGAAUAGCAGCUACAACCACUUUGCUGCCAUCUAUUACCUCCUCCUCGAGCGUCUGAAGGAGUACCGGAGCUCCCAGCCACCAGCCCGCCCAGGGCCCAUCCGGCUGCCCAGACCCCAGAGCUCUGAGCUCAGCAGUUUUGAGGUGUCCCAGGAAGGCCUCACCAUUGACCCCCUCCGCUCACCCUUACUGUGCCCGCAGCCCCAGGUCCUGGUGCAGUCUGUCCUGCAGGCUGAGAUGGACUGUGACCUCAGCACCUCGCUCCAGCCCUUGUUCUUCCCCAUGGACGCCAACUGCGAUGCAAUGUUCCGGCACCGCUCCGUCUCUCCAAGCAGCCUGCUUGACACAGCCAUUAGCGAGGAAGCCAGGCAGGGCCAGGGCCUGGAGGAGGAGCUGAAGGUGCAGGAGACCUUGCCCAGUGGCACGGGCCGGCGACAUACACUGGCUGAGGUCACUGCCCACUUUUCCCCACACACCCCUCCAUGCAUCAUCAUUUCCUCCUCCUGUGCAGCGGCGGUGGGCUCAUCUGAAGGAACUAGCUCUGAUAGCUGUCUGACCUUCUCAGCAAGCGGCGGUCCCAUGGGGCUCAGCAGCCUGGCCGCCCAAGGUCUGGAGGGUACCUGCUCACCUAUGCGAGGUGCCACACCAUGCCUCGGGGCCCAGUCUGCCACACCAGUGUUGCAGGCACAGGGGGGCCUAGGCCCCACCGUCCCACUCCCUGUCAGCUUCCAGGAAGGACGAAGAGCCUCAGAUACCUCACUCACCCAGGGGCUGAAAGCUUUUCGACAGCAGCUGAGGAAGAACGCCAGGACCAAAGGGUUUCUGGGGCUGAACAAGAUCAAGGGCCUGGCUCGUCAGGUGUGCCAGUCCUCCUCUGCCAGCCGGCUCCCACGAGGUGGACUGAGCCCCUUCCCACUCCCCACACAGAGCACUGGCCCCUACAGCAGCGGGAACAAUGUUCGGGAGAGCCGGAACCUACUUGAAGAAGUGCUCCACCAACAGAGGCUGCUCCAGUUACAGCACCACCCGACCGCCCAGCCCAGCUGCCCACAGGCACCCCCGCUGCCCCAGGCUCCCUACGUCCUUGCCCCGGGUGACAGCACCAGUGUCUCUCCAAUCUCCAGCACUCUAUUGGUGUCAGGAUUCCAGAAGGAGCUGGUGCUGGGACCCAGCCCGCUUCUGCCAUCCCACCUGUUCCCAGCCACUGCCUCCCCCAUGGCCUCUACGGCACAGCUCCUGGACACCCACCUACACAUCAGCUCUGCUGCAGCACCUCUUGUCCCUGCUGCCACCCCGCAGCCCCGCUUCGCUGUGCUGCCCCCCGGUUUCGAGCCCUCAGGGCUGGCGCAGGGGGACUGUGAGAUGGACGACCUUACCACUGGCCAGCUGGGCACCUUUGUGCUGGUGCAGUGA
Messenger RNA from Chrysochloris asiatica (Cape golden mole), 2391 nucleotides. RefSeq names its product salt-inducible kinase 1 (gene SIK1). Lineage: Eukaryota; Metazoa; Chordata; Mammalia; Afrosoricida; Chrysochloridae. Bases 1 to 2391 code for a protein of 796 amino acids. The transcript is spliced from 13 exons. Gene Ontology annotation, molecular function: protein serine/threonine kinase activity; tau-protein kinase activity; ATP binding. Gene Ontology annotation, cellular component: cytoplasm. The record is from RefSeq and is a predicted model, not a curated record. Gene Ontology annotation, biological process: protein phosphorylation; microtubule cytoskeleton organization; intracellular signal transduction.